Messenger RNA from Pseudophryne corroboree (corroboree frog), 828 nucleotides. RefSeq lists its product as uncharacterized. The record is from RefSeq and is a predicted model, not a curated record. The coding region runs from base 1 to 828 and encodes 275 amino acids. The transcript has a single exon. NCBI's taxonomy places the organism in Eukaryota, Metazoa, Chordata, Amphibia, Anura, Myobatrachidae.
AUGCCCAGCAACCAGCCACCUGUAACUGCAAUGCCCAACAACCAGCCACCAGUAACUGCAGUGCCCAGCAACCAGCCAUCCACAUCUGCAAUGCUCAACAACCAACCACUAGUAACUGCAAUGCCCAACAACGAGCCACCAGUAACUGCAAUGCCCAACAACCAGCCACCCGUAACUGCAAUGCCCAGCAACCAGCCACCAGUAACUGCAAUGCCCAACAACCAGCCACCAGUAACUGCAAUGCCUAGCAACCAGCCACCAGUAACUGCAAUGCCCAACAACCAGCCACCAGUAACUGCAAUGCCCAGCAACCAGCCACCAGUAACUGCAAUGCCCAACAACCAGCCACCCGUAACUGCAAUGCCCAGCAACCAGCCACCAGUAACUGCAAUGCCCAACAACCAGCCACCAGUAACUGCAAUGCCUAGCAACCAGCCACCAGUAACUGCAAUGCCCAACAACCAGCCACCAGUAACUGCAAUGCCCAACAACCAGCCACCAGUAACUGCAAUGCCUAGCAACCAGCCACCAGUAACUUCAAUGCCCAACAACCAGCCACCAGUAACUGCAAUGCCCAGCAACCAGCCACCAGUAACUGCAAUGCCCAACAACCAGCCACCAGUAACUGCAAUGCCCAGCAACCAGCCACCAGUAGCUGCAAUGCCCAACAACCAGCCACCAGUAACUGCAAUGCCCAACAACCAGCCACCAGUAACUGCAGUGCCCAGCAACCAGUCACCAGUAACUGCAGUGCCCAACAACGAGCCACCAGUAACUGCAAUGCCCAACAACCAGCCAUCCGUAACUGCAAUGCUCAGCAACCAGUAA